AUGGCGACCCUAGCGGAGCAUCCGAUUGUCGCUCCAUCGAAUUACGACCAAGAUAUUGAUACUUUCAUCAACCUCGAUCAGCUUACCUAUACAUCCUCAGAGCCAUCAAGGCCAAAGGCUACCCUAGCCAGUCAGCCCGCAAUUCCUAGCACGGAAUUUGGUGCUUCCGAUGGCCGAAGUGCCAGCUUUGCCUCAAACAGUCAAUCCCCGAUCGCUUUCCAAGGUCCUAGCCAUCAGUAUGACGAACACAAGCAACAGACAGGUCUUCCCCCGGGGGCCUUGGCUCAGGCAAUGACCUUUAAUCACAUGAAUGGCAUGGGACUUGGUGGUGCAAGUUCGGGCUUUGCUGUGAAUGGAGACAUGUAUGCCAAUGCCAAUUCUCAAUUUAAGCGGGAAGAUGCUCCUCUGGACUUCAAUUCUGUUCCUGUCCGGAACACUACGGAAAUGGACUUAGAGUCCGACAACAUGGGCACUGUUCCUACUUACUUCUUCUCUCAGAACCCCAACAAGAAUCAAUUCGUCGAUCCAAGCGCCUUGGGCGGCCAAGAUGUUUCUGCUGGCCCAUCCACCCAGGUCGGCCGCAUGUAUCCCGGAAUGCACCAGCAGCAAGCUGCAAUGGCAAAGGCAGCUCAGCAGCAGAAACAUCAUGACAUGGCCCGACAACAUCAGUUACAACAGCAACAACAGCAGCAACAGCGUCGCUUGUCGGAGCAAAUUGCACCGGGGACUCAACAUGUCCAAUCCCGCAAUACAAACCCUGUCGUGGAGGAACGUAUUUCACGCCUACUUCAGCAGAUGAGACAAAACACUAUGAGUCCCCAGGAAGAGACUCCCUCUCCGUCUAUCCUUCCCCAUAUGGCCAAGUCGAAAAAGGAAGAACAAGAUAUGGAUGAAGACGAGAGGCUCCUCGCCAGUGAAGAAGGAAAGAAGCUCAGCAGCAAGGAACGUCGUCAGCUUCGCAACAAGGUGUCUGCGCGUGCCUUUCGAUCGCGAAGAAAGGAAUAUAUUGGCCAGCUGGAAAGUGAAGUUGCUGCUAGGACCAACGAAGCCCAUGAACUCCGCCUUCAAAAUCGUGCUCUUUAUGAAGAAAAUGCUCGCUUGACUGAUCUUGCACACAUGCUUCUAUCGUCUCCAAACUUCUCUCAGUUCUUGGAUGAACAGGGAAUUCAUGGCUUACCCACGUCAAGCCAACCCCAGCCGCAGUCGCAGCAACAACCGCAGCAGCCACAAACUCAACCACAGCAACAAUCAUCGAUGGCACAACCGCCCGUGCAGCCAUCUAUCCCCAAGGAAGCUAGUUCAAACCACGGCCCCCAAGACUACCCGAUGCAGCAGACUCCCCAGGUCGGCAUGGUCAUGGUUCCCAAUCAAGGGCUGGACGUCUCUGCAAUGGGUCUCAAUAAUGGUGGCUGGAACUCUGGUAUUGACAUGAACUACGGAAACACACCCGUUUUUGCUGUCCUGGAAGUUCCUGAGCCAUCUAUCGUCGACUCGGAAAUUCUGUCAGGAAAGAGUUCGCCCCUUGGAGUAUGCCUCCCAGAAGUGACAAGUAACAAGGAUGAAGCACCUGUGCUAGAAUUCUCGCCAGUAAUUGAAACCCCAAAGGAGCCUGUCGGGGUUGAAAGCCAGGAUAUUCAAAUUGACGAAACCGAUCCUGCAUUCGCGCUGUUUUCUGACCUACCCGUUUCGUUUGCGCCUGCAGAACCGUCGACCACGUCCUUUGGUGGUCUUGAUUCCGAUAAGUCUGCGCCUGCUUUCGAGCUAGUCGUGGAGGACGAAGCCAAGGCUGCAGCCCAACGUUUUGCUCGCUUGUGCCACGACAUGGAAGCGUCCUUCCAACGUGUUUCCAUGCUUACUUCGCAUCUUUUGUGA
Messenger RNA from Aspergillus tanneri, 1872 nucleotides. RefSeq names its product bZIP transcription factor. NCBI's taxonomy places the organism in Eukaryota, Fungi, Ascomycota, Eurotiomycetes, Eurotiales, Aspergillaceae. Gene Ontology annotation, molecular function: DNA-binding transcription factor activity. The record is from RefSeq and is a predicted model, not a curated record. Gene Ontology annotation, biological process: regulation of DNA-templated transcription. The transcript has 2 exons. Bases 1 to 1872 code for a protein of 623 amino acids.